Chlamydomonas reinhardtii is the source of this 7042-nucleotide messenger RNA. RefSeq lists its product as uncharacterized. Gene Ontology annotation, cellular component: nucleus; chromatin; cohesin complex. Lineage: Eukaryota; Viridiplantae; Chlorophyta; Chlorophyceae; Chlamydomonadales; Chlamydomonadaceae. The transcript is spliced from 31 exons. The record is from RefSeq and is a predicted model, not a curated record. Gene Ontology annotation, biological process: sister chromatid cohesion. Gene Ontology annotation, molecular function: chromatin binding. Bases 399 to 6596 code for a protein of 2065 amino acids.
UCGAGACCGUAAACCCUACAGCCGACGCGAUGCUCCUAGGGCCAGGCCGAGGUUUGGUUCAGUUUCAGUGAGUGGACUAAAGCGUAGCAGUCACUCAAACAGUGCUGUUUACUGACUGUCAUCUGCUCAAUAGAAAAUCCGCAGCCUUCGCCCUUCGGAGUUCGGGCCAAAAUCCCGUGCUGCGCCUCAUUCCACCGCAUGACCAAACGUUCGAGCGCUCUUCUGCUUUUCCGCAUAGCACAGGCGAAUAGUAAGGCCUUGAAUUUACUACUUGUGAACCCGGCACGCAGUCCAAAGUGGACCUGACAGCCCAGAGCGCGAACUCCGGCCAGCUUUGCACCCCAGCCCAAAGCCGUUACUUCUGCAUGUUCUAAGCUAAGUUCUUGAAUAGAGGAAGUAUGCCGGCGGCCCAGCGGCGAAGCGGCAGGCUCGCGACAACCGAUGCAAAGUCGCUGAAGGAGCCAGAGCAUUCCGACGACGAGUCCAGGAGUGGGAGCGAGGACGAUGAGGGCGACAAGGAUGCGGCAGGCGUGCUGAGGGAACGGAAUCGCCAGCAGAAGGGCUCGGGCAAGGGGAAGGGUGGAGGCAAGGGAGCGGCUGCCACUGCGCUGGCGCCUCAUCCGCCAGGGAAGCAGCCGAAGCCAGCGACGGAAGCGGAGACCGCCAGCCCAAAGCCAGCGCCCAAGAGGGCCAAGAAGCGCAAGGCCGAGGCGGAAGCAGAGCCAGCAGAGCACACUGCUGCAGCUAACGGCGCCGGCCCCAGCACUAGCGGGGCCGGGGCAGCGGGGCCGUCGGCGGGGGCGGGGGGAGCGGCGGGGGCAGCGGGGGCAGCCGGGGCAGCCGGGGCAGGCCCCUCGACGUCUGGUGGCGUCCAGGACGGGACUGCGGCGAGCCCCGCCCCCAAGCCCGCCGCCAAACGCAGCCGGAAGGCACCAGAGGCGCCCGAGUCCCUGCAUGACCUGACUCUGUGGGAUGUUCUGACCAAGCACCCCAAGUCCGCGGAGCGUGCGGCCAAGGAGUGGGUGGAGCGCUACCAGGCCGACAAGGUCGCGGCGACCGCGGAGCUCAUGUCCAUGAUCGCGCGGGCGGGCGGCUGCGAGAGCGGCGUGAGCGAGGAUGACGUGGAGGCGGGCGAGAUGGACGACGUGGUGCGGCGGCUGGUGGACACCAUUGUCAAGGACGGCGGCUCAGAGCCGUUCCGCGACAGGAAGCUGCGGCAGCUGCGCGGCGCCUAUGAGUCCUUCUGGACGGCUCUGUCCACGGAGCUGCACGCAGUGGGGCGGCUGCUGGACGACCACGUGUGCGACCGCCUCAGCAACCUGCUGGUCGGGCUCAGCGUCACCAAGGUGCGCGGCUACCGGCAUGUGGGCACGCUGACUGCGGGUCUGCUGGUGAGCGGCUGGGUGCGUGUGGCGCAGCAGAAAACCGAGGAGAUGGCGCAGCUGCGGCACCAGCUGGACGCGGCCACCAAGGCCAAGAAGCCCAAGGUGGCCGAGGCGCUCAAGCGACAGCUGGACAAGGCGCAGAGCCAGUCGGGGCAGCUGCGCAGCCUCAUAGCCUCCGUCUUCUCCUCCGUCUUCGCCGUGCGCUUCAGGGACGUGGGCCCCGAGAUCCGCUGCGUGGUAAUCGACCUGAUCGGCCGCUGGAUCGAGCAGCUGCCCGACACCUUCCUGGUGGACGCCUACCUCAAAUACGUGGCCUGGGCGCUCAGCGACCGGGACCCGGCCGUGCGCCUGGUCGCCGUUGGCCGGCUGCUGCAGCUGUUCGGCGGCUCGCACAGCCCGCCGCCGCCGCCGCCCGGCGGCGGGCCGCCGCCGCGGCCCGAGCCGCCGCCGCACCUGGCGCUUCUGACGGACUUCAUCGGCCGCUUCACGGCGCGCUUCAAGGAGCUGCCCUACGACCUGAGCGAGGAGGUGUCGGUGCUGGGGGUGCGGCUGCUGACGCGGCUGGUGGCGGUGCGGAGCCUGGGAGAGCGCGAGCUGCCGCCCGGCGACUGCUACCGCCUGCUCACCGACAACCCGCCGGCGGUGCGGCGCGCGGCGGCGGAGCUGGCGGCGCAGCUGCUGUUUGAGGACGCGGCGCGCCUGGAGACCGUCUACGCCGAGAAGGCGCAAGCAGCCACGGCCGCAGCUGCUGCAGCCGCAGCCGCCGCGUCAGCCAAGCCAGCGGUGGUGGGCUCGCGCAGCCGCCGCGCCAAGAAGAGCGGUGCAGCUGCCGAGGACGCGGCGGCGGCCGCCGCCGCCGCGGCCGUGGGCCCGGUGUCGCUUCUGUGCGACCCGUCGCAGCGCAAGCAGGCGGCGGUGCUAGGAGCACUGCUGGAAAUGAUGGUGGUGCUCCGGACCGGUGCCGGGUCCGGGGCGGCUGGCGGCAGUCGCGGCGGCGGCGCCGCCGGCGGCUCGCAGGGCGGCGCGGGCGCGGGCGCUGGUGUGGGCCAGCUGCAGCUGCAGCCCAUGGACGCCGAGGUGGUGGAGGACAUUGUGGACGCCCUGUAUGAGCGGCUGGGUGUGCUCCGCGCCUGGAAGCUCAUGACCGACUGCCUUUCCGACGAGCUCACGGCGCAGAUCUGGGGCCCGGCCGGCCUGGCGCACCUAGCGCAGCUGCUGGGUGCGGCGGUGCGGCGGGCCGGCCGCGGCGCCACGCCGGUGCCGGCGCCUGCCCCGGCCGCAGGCGGCGCCCGCCGCGCGGCGCCGCGCCCCCGCUCCGCGGCGCCUGACCGCGAUGCCCUCCAGGAGGCCACGCAGGUGCUGCUGGCGGCGCUGCCGGGGCUGCUGCGCCGCCACCAGACCGACCCGCAUGUGACGGCGGCGCUGGUGGCGCUCAUUCGGGACCUGCAGCUGGAGCAGUUCGGACUGCGCGGCGACCAGGCGGGGUGGGCAGGCCUGCUGCGACUGGUGGGCGAGCAGCUGGCGGCGCGGGCCGCCUCGCCCGACCUGCUGGUGCAGGCGGCGGAGACGCUCACGUUCGCCGCCACACAAGGCCCACCCGCGCUGCAGCCGGCCGCGAGUGUGGUGUUGCGGGAGGUCAGCGACCAGCUGGCGGGCGGACUGGCGGCGGCCGCCGCCGCCGUACGUGCCAUGGAUGCCGAAGACCUGGCGGCGGCGGCGGCGGAGAUGGCGGCGGCCGCAGGCGGCGGCAGCAACCAGGGGCCGGGGGGCAGUGCUGGUGGUGGUGGCAGUGAGGGUGCGGAUGCGGAGCUGGUGGCGGAGCUGGUGGCGCUGCGGGUGGCUCUGCUGCGGGCGCACACCGUGCUGCUCCGCUGCGGCGCUGCGCUGGCCGCCGACGCCCGCGCCCACGAGGCGCUGGACGACUUGCUGGCGGGCGCCGGCGGCGGGCGGCUGCUGGGGCCCGAGCUGACGGGUCUGGCGGCGGCCAGCCAGUGGCUGGUGCUGCUCAACAACAUGCAGCAGGCCACCGCGGGGAUGGCGGUUGCCGGGCCGGCUGGCGCGGCCGCGGGCGGGGCCGACGCCGGCGCGGCGGGGCCCAGCGGCGCCGCCGCCGCCACCGCGACCGCCGCCCAGGAGGCGGGCGGCAUCACGGUGGACCGCAUCGCCCAGGCCCGGGACGCGCUGGUAUCGCACAUGGUGGCCAUUCACGCCGCAGCCGCCGCGGCCGCGCAGGACGGCGGAACCCUGGAGCUGGACCCCGCAGCUACAGCCGGUCCCGGCACUGCUACAGCCACCGCCACAGCCGCCGCGGUGGUGCAGGACGCGGCGUUCCGGGUGCUCAGUGAUGUGGCGGUGGUGUUUGGCACGCAGGCCUGGGCGGGCACGCCGCUGGAGGCCGCGGGGCGGCUGCAGCUGAGUGCGGGAGUGGCCGACCUCAUGUGGCGCCACUGCGCGGGGCUGCUGGCGGCCGCAGACACAAGCGCCGCGGCGGGGGCGGCAGCGGAGGAGGAGGACGAGGACGAGAGCGAGGGCUUGGACGAGGACGGUGGUGAUGACGUGGCGGCGGGGCCGCGCGACACCGCCGCUGUGCAGCGCCGCGCCCGCCGCGCCGCCGCCGUGGCGACCAAGCUGGCGGCGGUGGGCUGCCUGGGGCGGCUGCUGGUGCACGGCGUGUGCGGCGCACACCACCGGGCGGUGGCGGCGCGGCUGGUGGCGGAGUUCGCGGCGCACGGGCCCGAGGUGGCGGACCUGGUGCGGGACAUCUGCCGCGCCAUGGCGCCCGCCCGCCCGCCCGGAGACAUGCCCGCGACAUACGUGGAGGCGCUGCGGCUGGGCUGGGCGCGCGUGGUGGAGGGCUCGGAGCGGGCCGGGGCGGAGGGCGACGAGGACGCCGCCGCCGCCGCGGAGGACGCGGGUCUGGAGCGCUACGGCCAACUGGCUCAGCACAUUGCCAGCCUGUACGCAGGCGCCAACACCAGCCGCGAGGCGCUGACGGACAUCGUGCGGGCGCUCACGGCGGACGCGCUGCUGGCGGCGCCCAACCAGCUCGCCAUCCUGGCCUGGGGCGCGGCGGCCUUCGUGCCCAAGCUGGCGGCGGAGGACGCGCGGGCGCUGUGCGGGGAGCUGGAGGAGCGGCUGGAGGCGGGGCAGGAGGCUGCUGGCUCCCUGGACCCCAGCCAGGGCGGCGGCCUGGCGCACGACCCCGCCGACCCCGACUGGGCGCCGCUGCACCACUACCUUGCCCAGCUCAAGGACAAGGCCUCUAAGGGCAAGGCCGCACCGCGUGUGCUAAAGGGCGCCAGUGCGGCGGGCGGCGCCGCGGCGGGCGGCACCCCCGGCAGGCGCAAGGGCCGCAUCUCCUUCGCGCCCUCGCCGCGUGGCCGGGACGAGGAGAGCGAGGAGGAGGACGAGGAGGACGAGGAGGAGUCAGGGCCCGAGGAGGAGGCGGAGGAAGCGGGAGGCGAGGCGCGGCAGGCAGCUGGCAGCAAGCGUCCGCGGCGGGCGGCGGCACCGAAGCCGAAGCUGACCGCGCGGCAGCAGAAGAAGCAGCCGCAGGCCAAGGCGCCGGCGGCGGCGGGGCCGCGCAGAGUCAGCUUUGCGCCCGCGGCGGGCGAGGAGCAGGAGGAAGAGGAGGAGGAAGAGGAGGCUCAGCCACAGCAGGGCGGGGCGGCCGGACAGGAGCCGGAGGAGGAGGAGGCUGGGGAGUGGCUGCAGCCGCGGACAAGGACCCGUGCGGGCGCGGCGGCUGGCGCUGGAACGCGCAAGGCUGCAGCAGCACAGCGCGCGGCAGCCGCCAAGCCCGCUGCCGCGUCCCAGCCGCGCCGCGCACCAGCGGCGGCGGCAGCGGCAGCGGCGGCCCCCACCGCGGCCCGCGGCGAGCUCACGCAGACGCAGUCCCAGUCCCAAUCCUUGGGCCGGCGCGGCGGCGCCGGCGGCAGCCAGCGGCCAGCUUCGCAGCCGCGCUCCGCCGCCAACGCCGCCGCCGCCGCCAGUUCUGACCUGGCGGCGAUGUCGGAUGACCUUCUGGCCGCGCCGUCGGAGGACCUGCGUGCGGCGUCGCAGAGCGAGCUACGCAGCGGACAGGCUGUGUCGGGUGCUAGCAGCGGCCGGGGGGCAGGCACGGCAGCGGCGGAGAGUGAGGAGUUCGCCGAUGCACAUGCCGGUGGGGAGUACAUGGAGGUGGAGGAGCAGGAGGAGGAGGAGCAGGAGCAGGAGGACGAGGCUGCGGGCGAUGAGGAGGAGGAGGAGGAGGAGGAGCAGGAGGAGCCCAGCGCCACGAUUGACGAGGAGACGCAGCAUGAUGAUGUGGGAGAGGAGGACGAGGAGGAGGAGGCGCCGGCGGUGCGGGUGAUGCCUUCGGAAGAACAGCUGCCGGCGCCUGUUGCUGCCGCCGGCGCCCGGGGACGUCGGCCGCAGCAGCAGCAACAGCAGCCACGCCAAGCGGCGGCGGCGGCGGCCGCAGCGGCUCCUGCCCCAGCUGCAGUGCGGGGAGGCCGCGCCACGCGCGCGACGCAGCCGCCUCUGCUGCAACAGCAGCCGCCGCCGCAACAGCAGCAGCGGCAGCAGCUGCUGCACCCGCAGCGGCAGCGUGGAGCACCGGCGCGCGCGCAACCGGCGCCCUCCACCUCCCUAGCGGCCGGCAGCUCGGCGGCUGUGUCCGGUGGUAGCAGCGGCCUGGCUGCCAGCGAGCGGCCGCCGGGGUACAGCGCCGGCGGCGGGGCAGCCGAGUCGGAGUAUGACGAGGGCGAGGAGGCGGCGGCCGUGGGAGAGGCGGAGGGGCAGGCAGAGGAGGAGGAGUUUUAUGAUGCGGCGGGUGUGGAGGGGGCUGCCGAGGGUGACGGUGAGGAGGAAGAGGAGCUGGAGGGUGAGGGCGAGGAGGCAGCGAACGAGGAAGAGGGAGCCGGGGAGGGGGAGGAAGAGGAGGAGGAGCCGCCUCGUGCCGUGGCAGGCCGCAAGCGCCGCCUCAGCACCGCGGACUCAGCCGGCGCUGAGGACGUGGAGGCGGAGGAGCAGGACGAGGGGGACGAGCAGGACGCCGCGGAAGCGGGCGGCGCCGCGGAGGAGCCGGAGCAGGAGGAGGGGCCGGACUGGGAGGCCCUGCAGCAGCAGGCCCCGUCGGCCUCCCUGCAGACCAACUCGGAGGCCAACACGCAGAGCACGCAGGCGACGGCGGAGCCGCCGCCGCGGCCCAAGCGGCGGAGGCGUGUGUGAUGCACUCAUGCACCAGGAAUUGACUGAAGCUUGCGAGGAUGGACGCGGCGGCUGCAGAGGGCAGGGGAUGCAGCUGUCGGGGUUUCGCAAGCUGUCAGCGUUUAAUCCAACUACUGGGGCGGUGAGUAGUUGUUGAUUGUAUGAUGCCGUGCGGUAUGGCAUUCCUGAAGAGCAGGUGCCGGCUGUUAUCACGGCUUGCAAGCAAAGCAAUGCCACGUUUGUGUGCGUGUGCGUGGUGGAACGUGCACUGAGGCGAGUUGUUACUGUCACCGCACAAUGCCCAGUAGUAGUGAGGCGACACGGCACCAACUGUGCCUUACAUUGUUACAGCAGGAUGGCAAUGUAUGGGAUUACUUAUUGAACAUAUACAUCUGACACAAAACACACCGUGCGGCGGCCGGUAGGAGCGAGAGAGUGGCAGGCAUGCUGGUCGGUAAUUGGCGUGA